AGCGAGCGCUUCCCCUUCCUCUCCCAUCGCCGCGCCACCAUUACCACCGGUCUUUCUCCUUCGAUCCUCCUCUCAUCCUCUCGGUCGUACGGAGACGGCGAGACGUUCACUCGUCUCGUCCUUCGUACGGCCAUCCUCCUCCUCAUUGGAGCGGAGAAAUCAAACAAGGGAGCGGAUCGGAUCCACAGAUCUACGCAUUCAUUCCGGGACUUUGGGUUUCUCCGUCUCUGCACGAUCCCCUCGUUUCCUUGCGGAGGCGUUGGGUUGUUAUUAAGUUUUCCGCUGGAAAGAGGAAAGAGGAAAGAGGAAAGAGGAAAGAGGGAGCAGAGGGGCUAUUCUGUGUGCUAAGGAUGGACCACAGCAACACUCCCUUGAGAGGGAUCAUCAAUGAUGUUAAAGGAAGAGCCUUAUGCUACAGACAAGAUUGGGAGGUUGGACUCCGUACCGGCAUCAGCAUACUUGCUCCGACCAUGUACAUCUUUUUUGCUUCUGCGCUUCCAGUCAUUGCUUUUGGAGAACAACUAAGUAGAAACACUGAUGGUGCUCUGAGCACGGUUGAAACGUUAGCUUCAACAGCAAUCUGUGGCAUCCUGCACUCGGUACUUGGCGGGCAACCAAUGUUGAUUGUAGGAGUAGCAGAGCCCACUGUGAUAAUGUACACAUAUCUCUACAAUUUUGCAAAAGAACGAGAAGGUUUAGGAGAGCGUUUGUACUUGGCUUGGGCAGGAUGGGUCUGUAUCUGGACUGCAAUCAUGCUAUUUCUUCUUGCAAUUUUCAAUGCCGCUGCUAUUAUUAGCAGAUUCACAAGAGUUGCAGGAGAACUGUUUGGGAUGUUGAUUACAGUUCUGUUCUUCCAAGAAGCUAUUAGGGGAAUAAUAAGUGAAUUUGAAGUACCCGAAGGUGAAGAUCAUACUGGCCCAAUCUACCAAUUUCAGUGGUUGUACACAAAUGGCCUGCUGGGGAUCAUAUUUACUACUGGACUUCUUUUUACUGCACUGAAGAGUAGGGGGGCAAGAGCGUGGAGAUACGGCACAGGCGGGAUUCGAGGUUUUAUUGCAGAUUAUGGGGUGCCGGUGAUGGUUGUGGUGUGGACAGCCAUGUCUUAUGCUCUUCCAAGCCAGGUUCCAUCGGGAGUCCCAAGGAGGCUUUUCAGUCCUCUUCCAUGGGAACCCAAGUCAUUGGAACACUGGAGUGUAGCUAAGGAUUUAUUUUCUGUUCCUCCACUCUACAUCUUUGCUGCCAUCAUACCUGCUUCGAUGGUUGCAGGACUCUACUUCUUUGAUCACAGUGUCGCUUCUCAGUUGGCACAGCAAAAGGAGUUCAAUCUGAAGAAUCCCUCAGCUUAUCACUAUGACAUCUUGGUCCUUGGUUUUAUGGUUCUGGUAUGCGGGUUGAUUGGAAUACCCCCGGCAAAUGGUGUUCUGCCUCAGUCUCCGAUGCACACUAAAAGCCUUGCUGUUCUCAAGAGGCAGAUAAUCCGCAAGAAGAUGGUUGAAAGUGCUAAAGAGGGCAUAAGGCAACAAGCUAGCAGCUCGGAAAUCUAUGGGAAAAUGCAAGAGGUGUUUGAGAAGAUGGACAAGGGCCACACAACAAUCUCAAUUGAUAAAGAACUGAAGAACUUGAAGGACGCUGUCAUGAAAGGAGCUUGCGAACAGGAUUCUAAAGUACAAUUUGAUCCAGAGAAGCACAUUGAUCCCCACUUGCCAGUCCGUGUCAAUGAGCAAAGAGUAACCAAUCUUUUGCAAUCUUUGCUGGUCGGUGCCUGCGUUGGAGCAAUGCCUGUGAUAAAGCAAAUACCCACAUCAGCUCUGUGGGGAUAUUUUGCUUACAUGGCAGUGGACAGCCUGCCUGGAAACCAGUUCUGGGAGAGGACAUUGCUCCUGUUCAUCUCUUCUGGCCGCCGAUUCAAGGUUCUCGAAGGCAUUCAUGCUUCCUUCGUGGAAUUGGUUCCCUUCAAGCAAAUUGCUGUAUUCACCAUCUUCCAGAUUGUGUAUCUGCUGGUGUGCUUUGGCGUGACAUGGAUACCAAUAGCAGGAAUACUGUUCCCGUUACCAUUUUUCCUCCUCAUUACCAUUAGGCAGCAUGUCCUGCCCAAGUUCUUCCAUCCACACCACCUUCAGGAGUUGGAUGCAGCGGAAUAUGAUGAGAUUGUCAGAACACCUCGCCACGGUUGCAGCCUUCCAUUCGCAGAAGGGGAAGGUUCUCCAACAGAAAGCGAUGAUAACCAAAUAGAUGUUUGUGAUGCUGAGAUACUGGACGAGCUCACCACACAUAGAGGGGAGCUCAAGCAUAGAGCCAGGAGUUUCAAAGAAGAGAGGUCUCAGAUUCAUCCUGAGACGAUUACCCAUAGUGGUGUAUGAAGAACCAGGAAGUCAAAAGGAGACUGUAAUGGAUGAAUUGAAGAAAUGCAAGAUUCUUUACUCAGAAAAUAUAAGAUUAGAGGUUGAUUUGAAGUCUUAUAUGUCAGAACCAUUUGAUUCAUUUUACAAAGAAAGAGAGGAGCACACUAAUUCACCUUUUUUUUUUUUUUUGCUAUAAAUAUCCUUAAUACAUAAUCAGGCAUGAACUGAAACAUGCAGGUCUAAACCAACUGAAUUUGUUUUUAAUUACUGUUGGUGAUAAAGAGAUCUUAU
This is a messenger RNA of Zingiber officinale, 2633 nucleotides long. RefSeq names its product boron transporter 4-like. Gene Ontology annotation, cellular component: plasma membrane. Gene Ontology annotation, biological process: monoatomic ion homeostasis; monoatomic anion transport; transmembrane transport. The record is from RefSeq and is a predicted model, not a curated record. Gene Ontology annotation, molecular function: solute:inorganic anion antiporter activity. The transcript has 14 exons. The coding region runs from base 351 to 2360 and encodes 669 amino acids. Lineage: Eukaryota; Viridiplantae; Streptophyta; Magnoliopsida; Zingiberales; Zingiberaceae.